AUGAUAAACAUGGCUGCGGUUAAACUCCAGAAGAGUGUUGUGAGUCAGGCUGGGAAACACACAGCUUCUGUUAUCUUUCUUCACGGCUCAGGAGACACCGGGCCAGGCCUGCGCAGCUGGGUUUUGGAUGUUUUAGGACAAAAUUUGGCAUUUGAAAACAUCCGGGUGAUUUAUCCCACAGCGCCACUCAGGCCGUACACACCCAUGCGAGGGGCGCCGUCUCAUGUAUGGUUUGAUCGUCACAAGAUUUCUCAGCAUUGCCCCGAGCACCUGGAGUCUAUAGAUUCCAUGUGUGAUCAUUUAAGUGCCAUUGUGCAGGAUGAGCUCCGAGCCGGGAUCCCAAAACACAGGAUGGUUAUUGGUGGUUUCUCCAUGGGUGGAGCCAUGGCACUUCAUCUGGUCUGCAGGCACCAUCAGGACAUUGCUGGCUGCUUCUGUCUGUCCAGCUUUCUUAACAAAGACUCAGCGGUGUAUCAGGCAGUAGAAACUGCACAGCGCCCCCUACCUGAGCUCCUGCAGUGUCACGGCACAUCAGACGAGCUGGUUUUCCAUGACUGGGGCGAGAAGACGAACACGCUGCUGAAAAAAGCUGGACUCAAUGCAUCUUUCCAUUCCUUCCCAGACCUCAACCAUCAGUUGUGUCGACAAGAACUGGAGUUGCUUCGCUCCUGGAUCCUGAAGAAGCUUUCCAUUUAAAGAGUCCUUAAUUCUGGACAAUGACCACGGCCUCUUCGUCCAGUUACCAGUAUUUACAUGUUGUCAUGCAAUAUGAAUAUAUUAAUUUUGUUUAACAUAAUCUUAAAGGGGGGGCACAGUUGCUCAGUGGUUAGCGCUGUGGCUUUACAGCAAGAAGGUCACUAGUUCGAGUCCCGGCUGGGUCAGUUGGCAUUUCUGUGUGGAGUUUGCAUGUUCUCCCCAUAUUGGCGUGGGUUUCCUCGGGUGCUCCGGUUUCCCCAACAGUCCAAACACAUGCGCUAUAGGGGAAUUGAUGAACUAAAUUGCCUGUAGUGUGUGAAUGAGAGCGUAUGGGUGUUUCCCAGUAAUAGGUUGCGGCCGGAAAGUUGCCACAGUGAAAUGAACCACCAACUAUCCCACCAUAUGUUUUACACAGUGGAUGUCAUUCCAGCCACAUCCCAGUAUUGGGAAACACCCAUACACUCAUUCACACACACACACCUAUACACUACGGCCUAUUUAGUUCAUCAGUUGACCUUUAGCGCAUGUGUUUGGACUGUGGGGGAAACCGGAGCACCCGGCGCUAUAGGUGAAUUGCCACUACACCACGGGCGCCGACAAAAAUAUUAAUUAUUGUUUUAGAGUGUUACAAAAAUGAUGCUGAAUUGAUGGCGCAUCCACAGCUGUAUCCUAUCUAGAGUACACCAUAAACAGUAACAUGAUUCAAAUACAGAAAAUCAUGAUUUCAGAGUAUUUGUACAAGUCGGGAUUCCAACCCAAAAGGCAUUUUCAGCACAGUAACAGCGUGCACACGCACAGUCCACUAGGUAAUGUGAGACAGAAGAUUUUUCUGACCCUGUCAGUCAAACGCAGAUUCGUCAGGUCUUGAAACGCUUCGGAAAUGAGCGAUGCUUUGAAUCGCUUUAGUCACGUGACCAGGUGCUCUCCAGAGAGCUUUCAGUCGCUCGCCGCGCUUCUAUAUUUAAAUUACGUUUUUGGGCAGAUAAUACAUGAACAAACUGCCAUGUUUAACUAUUAUCAUCACCUUUUGGACUAUUAUGAACUCGCAAUGACGGAAUUACUCUCUAACAGAGGCUACAUGUGCUGCUGAAGAUUACAGACACAGAUGAGAGGUUUACACUGACUGUAGGCUAUAUUUAGUGUUGUUUUUGAACCCAAAUAAGGACUAAAUGUCUGCUGUGUGUAGUUUAUCUGUAAUUGGUAACAUAUCAGAGACUGUAAGGGGCUGUAUGUGUUCAUCUAACAGAGGCUACAUGUGCUGCUAAAGAUUAAAGAUACAGAUGAGAGGUUUACACUGACUGUGGGCUAUAUGUUGCAUGUUGUUUCUGAACCCAAAUAAGGACGAAAUGUAUGCUGUGUGUAGUUUUUCUGUAAUCGAUGCUUUGAAUCGUUUUAGUCACGUGACCAGGUGUUUCGAAACACUUUAGUCACGUGACCUGGGUAUUUCGGAUCAUGCGUUUCGAAACACUUGCACUUCAGGAUCUCGACACUUUGUCGAAACGUCAGUUUAACGUCAGCCAUACCUAGAAAGCACGUGCUCUCAUAAUUAAUUAAGAAGCAGGGCCUUCCCAUAGGAUAAGAAAACUCAUCUAUGAAUAAUAACGAGAAACCGACGCGAAAAUGUCGCCCCAAAAAUGAUUUUAAAGCCGGAAGAUGAAAUUAGCUGACAAAAUUAUCCAAAUUUUUAAUGAGUUUUUACCAUAAUUAAAGCUGACAGGAGCUAACGUUGUCUUAGCUGAUGCUCAACACACACACAUCUGUUCAAAUCUUUAACAAAAGGUACUCCAUGUUGUCUUAAGCAAUAUUUUUUCGAUUGUCUAACUAUCAAUAUACAACGACUUGCUUAAUUAACCUAGUUAAGCCUUUAAAUGUCACUUUAAGCUGAAUACUAGUGUCUUGAAGAAUAUCUAGUCUAAUAUUAUGUACUGUCAUCAUGGCAAAGAUAAAAUAAAUCAGUUAUUAGAGAUGAGUUAUUAAAACUGUCAUGUUUAGGAAUGUGUUGGAAAAAAAUGUCUCUGUUAAACAGAAAUUGGGGAAAAAAUAAACAGGGGGGCUAAUAAUUCAGACUUCAGCUGUACAUAUAAAUGUUCAUACGUUUUUUUAAAGUGAAAAUAUUCAAAACUUUAAGGAUUUAAGACGCUCUUGUUAAACUCGCUCUUGUGAAAGGGCCGUAUAAACCUGGAUUUACCAGCAUGAGCUCCACCUCACAAAGGCUCUACUGAUUGUGCAGACUUCAUAGCCUGUAGCGCAAACCGCUUGAAAGUGUUCAGUCAGGCACAUUCUGCAGGCCGUGAUGAUGACUCUUCCAUGGAGUCUGGUUUGGCCUGUGGAUUCUGUGGUCAGGCCGAAACGGCAGGUAGAACUAUCACACCGGAGGGGAGAAAUGCCACUCGACUCUGUGGUUUGGACGUAAAAUCCGGUCUGUUUGGCACCGUCCCGUUUCCUGCAGAGCGAGGUAUCUCUUCUACCCCCUUUUUUUCCCCUCCGCACCAUUAAUGUUCGCCAUGAAAUCUGCUCUACAUGUGUUUGGAGGUUUGCUCGGUUUUCUUGAUCGUCCCGAAUGGUAGCUUCAUUAAUGGUUAUAGGGAGGAAGUGGUUGGCAGGUUUAAAGUCCUGUAGAUGUUCUGCUUGGUUUGUUUUGUGAGGCUACAGGCCAGUACCAACAUGCGCCAUCUGGACACUGCACUCAAAAAACGAUGACUUUUGCUGCUUGUUCAGACUACUUAUUUAAAAUGAGCUGAAACAACACAACUCUUGAGUUUUUUUAGGGAACAUCUUAAUUGUUUUAUGUUCAAUCAACUUAAAUUUGUAAAAACAAUUAUGUUAAAUGAAUCAGUUUGUGUUGGGACAACAUGAAGGAAUUGUAUGCAAUCCUGAAUUUUUUGCAUUUAAAAUGCUGGGUUCCUUCAUGUUGUCCCAAAGCAAUUCAAUUAAGUUGCCUUAAUUGUUUUUACAAAUUUAAGUAAGUAAGAAAACACGUUCACACUAGCUAAACAUACCGUACUAUGACGUCAAACGAACCCGGUGCAGACCAAAAGUGAUAGUGUGAAAGCACCCAGGGGUGUAGCAACCGGGGGGGACGGGGGGAUCCGUACCCCUCACUUUUAGAGACAGACCAUUUAGAAACAGGUGAUUAAUAAUUAUAUGAACGUAAGAUCUCAUACAGCUGUGCCCCCCACUUUUAAAAUGUCCGCUACGCCCCUGAAAGUGUUAUUUAUUGCUGCUCAGUAACCAAAUAAUACAGCACAAAUUAAUAAGGAAAAACAAACAAUAGUCCAUUUGUCUUUAGACUUAAAAAUAAGUGAAAAAAGUGGCAUUUAAACAUAAGUAAUAACUUUACAUUGAAAAUAAAAGACAGAACAACUGAAUAAAUAAAUAAAAAUAAGAAUAAAUUUAAAUAGUAUUUGUCUAAUGUAAAUCUAAGCUAGAUAUUAGAUAAGUAUUUCCCUAUUAAAGAGAAAAAAUGUAGUCGAAGGCUGCUGAACCGCUGUCUGAAAGACACUGUUGAUCAACUACAUUACACAGUUGUUUGGUAUUUGAAUGGCCUUUAGUUAACAGACUCAAGCAUAGUUCAAAUCAGCCUUUAAUCCAGUGUGCGUGUGUAUUGUGUACAAGCUUGGAACGUUAAACUAGCGCACAGUUGGCGUAACUUUAUUUUGUUGCAGCAGUUUUGUUCCGUGCAGAAACACAGUGUUGACAAGCCUUUGCGAUUAAUUAACCGUGACGAAUUAAAGUGUGAUUUAUAGUGAAAUCUGUUAAUCAUUGCAUCCCUAAUUCAUUCAUGUUGUGCCAACGCAAAUUUAUAAAUAUAAGUUGAUUGGACAUAAAAAAAUUAAGUUGUCCCAAAAAAAAAAAUUAAGAAUUAUGUUGUUUCAGAUCAUCUCAAAUAGUUUAAAUAAGCAGCAAAGAUUGAUUUAAAAUUAAUUUGUUAAAGAUACUGCAAAUAUAACUUGCAAGGAGCACAGAGAGACUAUACUAUUCCCACGCCAACGCGGGUAACAUGCAAACUCCACACAGAAAUGCCAACUGACCCAGCCGGGAUUCGAACCAGUUUGCUUCUCCUCUAGAUUAAAGAUAACAAAUUAAAUUAUACAUAAUGUCAAAUAUUUGAUCCAGAUAAAUGCAGCCUUGAUGCAGCUUCUAAUAGUUAAGCAUAAAUCUAUUUGACCUCUUUCAGCGUUCUUUGAAGUGUUUAGGUUUUACCAAAUGAAUGCUCCAUAUUCAGAGCCGGACUGCACAUUUGAAUCUGUGUGUGCUUGGAUUAAAGUUUUUUUUUGGG
Danio aesculapii is the source of this 4975-nucleotide messenger RNA. RefSeq names its product lysophospholipase like 1 (gene lyplal1). The transcript has 5 exons. Bases 1 to 696 code for a protein of 231 amino acids. Gene Ontology annotation, biological process: protein depalmitoylation. The record is from RefSeq and is a predicted model, not a curated record. NCBI's taxonomy places the organism in Eukaryota, Metazoa, Chordata, Actinopteri, Cypriniformes, Danionidae. Gene Ontology annotation, molecular function: carboxylic ester hydrolase activity; palmitoyl-(protein) hydrolase activity. Gene Ontology annotation, cellular component: cytoplasm.